Messenger RNA from Cokeromyces recurvatus, 1611 nucleotides. Its product is annotated as P-loop containing nucleoside triphosphate hydrolase protein. The transcript has 8 exons. Gene Ontology annotation, molecular function: ATP hydrolysis activity; ATP binding. The coding region runs from base 26 to 1345 and encodes 439 amino acids. Gene Ontology annotation, biological process: vacuole organization; endosomal transport. Lineage: Eukaryota; Fungi; Mucoromycota; Mucoromycetes; Mucorales; Mucoraceae. The record is from RefSeq and is a predicted model, not a curated record.
UUUUUUUUUCCUGAACAAUUAAACAAUGUCAAAUUCUGAUUUCCUUUCUAAAGCUAUUGAAAUCGUGAAAAAGGCGACGGAAGAAGACCAUAAAGGCAAUUAUAAGGAAGCAUAUAAUUACUACCAGAAUGCAUUAGAGUACUUUAUGACAGCCAUAAAAUACGAGAAAAAUGACCGCUUAAAAGAUCCCAUUCGAAAGAGAUUUGUAGAAUAUCUUGAUAGAGCUGAAAUGCUUAAAGAGUUUUUAAAUGAACAAGAAAAGGAACAUAAAGAGCCUGUAGGAGCAAAUGGAGUAUCAAAAAAGAAAAAGGGUGAUAGCUUAUCAAACAACGCGGAUGACGAUGAUCCAGAUAUGAAAAAAAUGAGAGCUAGUUUGACAGGGGCUAUUCUCACUGAAAAGCCAAAUGUCAGAUGGGAUGAUGUCGCUGGUUUGGAGGGCGCUAAAGAAGCAUUAAAGGAAGCAGUUAUAUUACCUAUUAAAUUUCCACAUUUGUUUACAGGGAAACGUAAACCUUGGAGAGGUAUUUUACUUUAUGGACCACCAGGUACAGGUAAAUCUUAUUUAGCAAAAGCAGUAGCUACUGAAGCCAAUUCAACUUUUUUCUCUGUUUCAUCGUCGGAUCUCAUAUCAAAAUGGCUUGGCGAGAGUGAACGUUUAGUAAAACAAUUAUUUCAAAUGGCUCGAGAAAACAAGCCUUCUAUUGUAUUUAUUGAUGAAGUAGAUUCUUUAUGUGGAACUCGUGGCGAAGGUGAGUCAGAAGCUUCAAGACGUAUUAAAACAGAGUUUUUGGUUCAGAUGAAUGGUGUGGGUAAUGAUAUGGACGGUGUACUUGUUUUGGGAGCGACAAAUAUUCCCUGGCAACUGGAUUCAGCUAUUCGAAGAAGAUUUGAAAAGCGUAUAUAUAUUCCUCUUCCUGAAGCACAUGCCCGUGCAACAAUUUUUGCUCUAAAUGUAGGUUCAACACCAUGCACUUUAACACAAGCAGACUAUAAAAAAUUAGCUGAUAUGACUGAGGGUUAUUCAGGUUCAGAUAUUGCAACACUCGUUAGAGAUGCACUAAUGCAACCUAUUCGUAAAGUCCAAAUGGCAACUCAUUUCAAAUGGGUCGAAGCUCCUUCAAGGACAGAUCCAUCAAAGAUGAGUCGCUAUCUAACACCUUGUUCGCCUGGAGCAGCUAAUGCCCAAGAAAUGACUUGGGUUGAUAUUGAACCUGAUCAACUUUUAGAACCUGAAUUAACGAUUCAAGAUUUCUUAAAAGCCGUUCAGAACUCGAGACCCACUGUUAACAAAGACGAUAUUAUGCAACAAGUUAGAUUUACAAAUGAUUUUGGACAAGAAGGCUAAUUAUUAUACUAUACAAUUUGUUAAUCUAUUUUAUUCUUUAACCUUAAUAUAUUUAUAUUUAUAUAUACAUAUAUGUUUUGCUAUGAUUAUUAAGCAAAAAAUAUAAAACACUAAUAUUCUUUUGUUUUUAUUAUUAUAUAAAGUUUGCCAACAAAGAAAAAAAAAAGUAGCGUGAUAACCAUUAAUUACAGCAUUUUUGGAUAGGUCAAUUAAUAAUACAAAUUUGAGAAGAAAAAAAAAUAAAUUUUCCGUGAAGUAAAAAAAAA